Austrofundulus limnaeus is the source of this 2897-nucleotide messenger RNA. RefSeq lists its product as uncharacterized. The transcript has 7 exons. Lineage: Eukaryota; Metazoa; Chordata; Actinopteri; Cyprinodontiformes; Rivulidae. Bases 223 to 2508 code for a protein of 761 amino acids. The record is from RefSeq and is a predicted model, not a curated record.
GAAAGUAUUCAAGCUUUAAUAAAAGACUUGAAACAAACUUGUUUGAAAGAUGAAGUUUUUCUUUGUUUUGAGCAGUUCUCUCUCCACACCAGCAGGGGGCGGUAAAUCACAUGAACGGUUUUUAACAUCCGCCGACAUUAAACCAGGAGGAGGAAGAAAAGAGAGCAAAGAAGAAAGGAGGAGAAGAGCUGUUAGCAGGUUGUCUUGUAGACCACCAGUACCAUGGAGGACCAGGCUGAUACAGAGACGCUGAAGAAAACAGACCCUUCAGAGCAAACCCCGUCUCCUGCAGAGGAAUUACCUAAAACUGUCUCUACUCGACCACGUCGCAGCUGUGUAGACAAGAGGCAGAGACAAGAGAGUGCAAAGAAGCGGGAGACACUUGAAAAGGGGCGUGGCUUUGGAAAGAAGAGGCGUGUUCAGAAACAGAAGAGGCGGGGCAAGGAGGAGAAGACAGGUGUGACAGUGAAGAAGAAGACGGGAGGUGGGAAGUACCGCUGGGACAAGAAACAUUACUGUUUGUUCUGCCGCCGGCCCCAGGUUAAGAUCGCUCGUCACCUGCUGAGGAAACACCUCGAUCAGCAGGACGUGCUGGCUGCCAGCUUGCUACCAGUAGGUUCUAAACAGCGCCACCUGCUGCUGGAACACCUGCGCUGCAGGGGGAACUACCUGCACAACAUUGAGGUGAUCCGUCGAGGCAACGGUGAGAUCAUACCAUGGCGUACGCCUACAGAGGAGGUCAAUGCCAGGAACUACCUGCCCUGCCCUCUCUGCCUCGGCUUCUUUCUCCGGAGUGAUCUAUGGAAACAUCAGGCGUCUUGUCGUAAGAAAUUUGCCACUGACCUCCCACAAGAUCCCUCUUUGAAGGCAGAGUUCACCUUCAAAAACCCCACUUUCUUGGCAGAACUCCUUUCUAAAGACUAUGCCUCCAUCGCAGAGAUCUCCUCUUAUCUGGAGACCUCAGACUCCGCAGGUAAAUCCUCCUGCAGUCACACACCUGCAGAUCCUUCCAAACAAACGUCAGACCAGAGCUCUGAACCUGGAACCAAGCGGACCCUGACCUCUGGCCCUGGUGUGGAUCAGAAUAACUAUGACUCAGUACUGAAACUGCCCAGGAAGAGGGCUAAAGUCCAGGCUGCAGCAUCCCGCCUGCUGCCGACGUCUGGUGGAGCGUCAGAGAGCUGCAGUGACCUCCUGCACCGGAUGAACCAGGACAAUGUGUCCUAUGAGGUGGAAUCAGAUUGGCUGAUCUGUAAAUAUGGGAAGAAGCUGGUGGGAAACCAGGGUGUUGGUCAGCAGAAGUAUGACUACCUGAGCCAGAAGCUCAGAGAGCUCGGUCGGUUGUUGCUGGUAGCCAAAUCGCUGGACUCUGGGAUCCAGACCCUGCAGGACCUUCUGGCUCCGGAUCACCUCAGCCUGGUUCUAUCUGCUGCCAAAAAGGCCAAAGGAUACGAAUGGAGCCGCCCCCCMCUGUCUGUGAAGACCACUCUCAAGACAGUCUGUGAGAUUGCUAUUGAAGAGAGUUUGCAAGAUGAAGACUGGGAGGCUGCCGCCAGGACCACUGCAUUCUACCACAUACUGGGGAAGGACUGGGACCACCUGGGCCUGCAGCUCUCUGAUCCAGACCUGACUGCUUCAAAUGAAGAAACCGAAGCAAAGAAACAGGAAGUCCAGUCCACAAGUCCGAAGGAACAAAGACCUGAUGAUCUGUCUGAGAGCAGCAGCACACCAGACUUACCCUUGACUUCUCCACAGUCCAGACCACAGACUCCAGUCCCAGUUCCUGCUCCUCCCAGGAAGGGUCGCUGUCAGCCCUGGUCCUCUGCAGAGAAAGAAGCCAUCUGGAGGCAGCUUGGAGACCACGUCCUGGUCCAGUCGGUACCGGGGAAGGAAGUCUGUCAGCGUUGUCUGGACCUAGAGCCAGCCCUCAAAGGGAGACACUGGAAGGAUGUGAAGAACCAGGUCUACAACCAGAUCCAGAGCCAGAAGAAGCAGCAGUUCCAUGCCCAGGUGGAGCUGGAGGAGAACCCACAACAACAAACUCAGAACCAGAACCAGGAGAAGCAGCAGCAGCUUCUGCCACAUGAACCCCAAAUGAAUCAACAGAGCCAAGAACCCUCUGAGYACCAGAAGAAACAAGUGUACCAGACCCAGAUGGAUCUGCACAAUCAGGACGACGCUCAGGACCAGAAGAGACCACCGUGUCAGGUCCAGAUGAACCACCAGAUCCAGGACCAGUCCACACCGAGUGUCUCAGCCUACAGACCCGUCGGACCGCUCCGAGCUCCAGAUCACUCCCUGCUGGACUGGGAACCUAUUGUUGUACCGUACCCUGUUCUGGAUAGACCCCCAGGACCUGACAUGGACCCACUCCUGACCAGAACGGACUGGACUAAUGAAGCGUUGCCACAGAGCUACCCUAUCAGAGCACUGGUCCAGAACCACCUACAGGAAGUGACACCAGGAGGUCCAGUGCCCGGUCCACACCCAGAACACAUCCACUUCUGAUGGACCAGAGUCCAGCUGGGCCUGGCAGGCCUGAGUUCUCCUGACUCAGAGACCAGCAACAAACAGAACCCGUUGUCUGCAGGGAGAUGUUCAGAUGAUUGUGAGGGUUGAUCCGGUCCGUUGUAACAACUGUACAGCUUUUAGAAAACACAUUUCCUCUGAUGGUGUUCUACAGGCUGUAAUAAUUCCACACACAUCACAAACGUCCCUCAGCACAACUCUGCCUGUUUGGACCUCUCUUCUUCUUGGCAGAACCGAAUGAGCACUUAGUUGUUAAGAUCUGAUAAAUAUGAAUAAAUCAAGAACCCUAAAUAAUAUGUCACCCAUCACAUCGAAAACAGGAUCAAGUCAAAUUAGGUCAAAAUGACCUCGUCAUAUUUUCUGAUUCU